AUGAAUUGUUCAUAUUCCCAAGAAACAUCAGAUAUGGUUAAUACUAACAAAAUCUUGAUUGAACUGCUUCUUAUUAUCCCAUUGUGUUUGCAAUUCUUGGUGAUCGGAGAUGGUUGCAUAGAGAUGGAGAGAAAUGCUCUUCUCUCAUUCAAAGAAGAUUUGGUUGAUCCUUCUGGAAUGUUAUCUUCAUGGAACGUUAGUGGUGACUGCUGCAAGUGGAAACGUGUUGAAUGCCAUGUCCAGACCGGUCGAAUAAUCAGUCUCAACCUCCGCAAUCAAGAUUAUCAAUCCCAAGUUUCAGGUAAACUCUCUGCCUCGCUUGUGAAUCUGAAAGAGUUAAGAUAUUUAGAUGUGAGUAUGAACAAUUUUGAAGGAUUAUCAAUCCCAAGUUUCAUCGGGUCAUUAAAGAGAUUGAGAUAUCUAAAUCUCUCUUAUUCCUCGUUCAGUGGAGUUGUUCCUCCACAACUUGGGAAUCUCUCAAACUUGGUUUAUCUUGACCUUAGCGUUGAAGCUAGUUCUAUGCGUAUUUUCAGCAAUCAAUAUCUAGUGGGGAAUAACUUGGGUUGGAUUUUUGAACUCUCAUCUUUAAAGUAUCUUGGUUUAAGUGGUAUUGAUCUUAACUUAACCUCGGACUACUUAUUUCAGACAAUAAACAAUACAAGUAUGUUGGAGAUACUGGAAUUAAGGGCUUGUAAAUUGAGUGGUUUUCUUCCCAAUUCAUUGGGACAUUUGAGUAAUUUGAAAAUUUUGGAUUUGGGAUCAAACUUCUUUGUCGGAGAUAUUCCAAAAUCAAUUGGAAACUUAACAUCUUUAGUACAAUUAUCCCUUUCCAAUAAUCAAUUAAAUGGAUCAGUUCCAGAAAGUCUUGGAAAGCUCUCAUCUCUAUCUAUUUUAGAUCUCUACGGUAAUCCCUGGAACUCUAACAUAACUGAACGACAUUUACAUAAUCUCAGUAGUUUGACGAAGUUGAGUAUCAUGAGUACACGUUUUCUAAGUACUAAUUUGGUAUUUGAUAUCCCUCAUGAUUGGUUUCCUCCUUUUACACUCAAGAACUUACAAAUUAUUGGAUAUCAAGUGGGACCCAGAUUUCCAAAUUGGCUAAGGAACCAACACAAGCUCAAAUACCUUCAACUCAGCGAUGCAAUGCUUUCAGAUGCCAUACCAGAUUGGUUUCUAAAUCUAAGUUUGAGUCUUUAUUUUUUGGACUUGAGUGACAACAAUUUGAGUGGAAAAGUGCCAAAUACAUUUGUUUUUGUAGAUGGGGCAGUAUUGGAUUUGAUGUCCAACAGCUUUGAAGGUCCUCUUCCUCAGUUUUCUUCAAACAUAAGCAAUUUCUAUUUAGGUAGCAAUAAGUUCAAUGGGACUAUACCCAAUAACAUUGGCCAAAUAAUGCCCAAGUUGAAACAAUUUGAUGUUUCGAAUAAUUAUCUGCAUGGAAGCAUACCGAGCUCUAUGGGUAAUCUAAGCGCAUUAGAUGCUCUAUCCAUGAAUAACAACAACUUUGGUGGCGGAAUACUGAGUUUGAUGGGCCAUAUGAGCUCGUUAUCUUUUCUAUCAUUGAGUAAUAACAACUUUGUUGGGGAAUUACCUAGCUCGAUAGGCAAUCUGAGCUCAUUAUCUACGCUAUUGUUGAGUAAUAACAACUUUGUUGGGAAAAUACCAAGCUCUUUGGGCAAUCUGAGUUUAACGGAAAUAUGGUUGAGUCAUAACAACCUUUCAGGGGAAAUACCUAGCUCCAUAUGCUCUCAAAAUUUGUUGUUUCUAUCGUUGAGUAAUAACAACCUUGGUAGAGAGAUUCCUCGUUCUUUGCACAACUGCACGAACAUGUUAAUGCUGAAUCUUGCAGAUAACAUGUUCUCUGGAGAGAUUUUGGCAUGGAUAGGAGACACCACAAUGCCAAUGCCGAGACUUCAAGUUCUAAAGCUGAGAUCAAAUCGGUUCAUUGGCCAUAUUCCAAAACAACUCUGCACUCAUUCUAGCCUCCAUUUCUUGGAUCUGGCCCAUAAUCAUUUUUCUGGCACCAUUCCUUUGUGCCUUGGUGACUUGACUGCCUUCACAGGUGAUCUCAAUAAUGACCAAUGGCACGCAUUCGGGAGGUAUCAAAAAGGAGGGUGUGAAGGUUAA
This is a messenger RNA of Impatiens glandulifera, 2124 nucleotides long. Its product is annotated as receptor-like protein 46. Bases 1 to 2124 code for a protein of 707 amino acids. NCBI's taxonomy places the organism in Eukaryota, Viridiplantae, Streptophyta, Magnoliopsida, Ericales, Balsaminaceae. The record is from RefSeq and is a predicted model, not a curated record. The transcript has a single exon. Gene Ontology annotation, molecular function: protein binding.